Messenger RNA from Limulus polyphemus (Atlantic horseshoe crab), 1962 nucleotides. RefSeq names its product serine/arginine-rich splicing factor 10-like. The coding region runs from base 985 to 1422 and encodes 145 amino acids. The transcript has 6 exons. Gene Ontology annotation, biological process: mRNA splicing, via spliceosome. Gene Ontology annotation, molecular function: RNA binding. Gene Ontology annotation, cellular component: nuclear speck; cytoplasm. The record is from RefSeq and is a predicted model, not a curated record. Lineage: Eukaryota; Metazoa; Arthropoda; Merostomata; Xiphosura; Limulidae.
ACCAGAAGAUCUUAGAAGCCUUUUUGGAAAAUAUGGACCUAUUUCAGAUGUGUACAUACCUUUGGACUACUACACACGAAGACCACAUCAAGUUACUAAUAUGAAAUCCAAGUUUAACAAGACAAAUGAAUUUAACAUCUGGGGAAAAAAUGUGCAAGUCCUUCAAGCACUGUGUCAGUCAGGGUGGUCUGUUGCAAGCAAGUGUAGAGCACAAGCCACUGUUCCUGUGUCACCUUCCAUGUGCUACUGCUCAUUCAACUUGAAAGUGAAAACAAGUAUGGUCAAGUAAGCAAGUCAAGCAAAAGGGUCAAAGUGAUUCCAGAAAAGUUCAAACAAACACCUUAGGAUUGGUGUACACUUGUCAAAUAAAAGUCAAGAAAGUUGCUACAGUCAAGCAUCACUGAGAUGAUGAUUCUCAUAUAACAAGCGUUUCUUAGCAUCAGAGCAUUACUACUGGUGUGAAUGAUAAAAAAGGCAACUUUCAAGGUGCUGAAAUAAAGAACAAGCUCAAGUAAUAUUCAGGUAUUGUGAUUCACUAGUGUGAAUUAUAGGGGGAGGGGAUUCAGUUAACUUUCAAGGUGCUGAAAUAAAGAACAAGCUCAAGUAAUCAGAUGUUUCUUCGUUCUGUUGCUAGUUUAUUCACGAGGUACAAGUGCUAAAUUCGGAUGAUACUCUUUUAUCAACUGUAUGCAGCUACGUGAACCUUAAAUAGGAUUGGUGUAUACUUUUUUUUUGUCACAGAAGUAAUUAAAGUAUACUUGAAUAUAUUAUUCAAAGUUAGUGGGGGGUAAAAAAAAAUUAAAACGUAAUACUUGAGAAGACAUUACAUUUGCACAGCUUGCUUUUCAAAUAAAAAUGUACUUAGUAAGGGAAACUUUAGUGACAAAGUUUUUAUGUACCAUCCCACAUUUUGUUCAUUAAUUAAAGAGUUCUUUUGAAAUCAUUGGCUUCUGAACACCUUAACUCAGAUGAACGUUUGAAGACAUGCGGGAUGCUGAGGAUGCCAUCUAUUCCCUGGACAGAACUAGGUUUUUUGGAAGAGAACUUGAGAUUGAGUUCGCUCAAGGAGACCGUAAGACUCCAAAUGAAAUGAGGUCCAAAGAACACUCUCGUCGAUCAAGCUCUCCUUAUUACAGCAACAGUAGACGCGAUGAAUACAGAGGAAGACGCCGACGUUCUCGCAGUCGUUCAUCUCACCGCAGGGAUUACAGAAGACGAAGCCGUCAUUCAUACAGCCAUUCUAGAUCACGUUCAAGAUCGAAGGAUCGCAGAAGAAAAAGUUCACCGUCUCGAAGGUCUCGGUCAUACUCGAAAUCCCACUCUCGUUCGCCCGGACAGGAUCGAGAACGAAGCAGAUCGAACAAAGAACAGUCUCCUAGCGAACGUUCCAAUCCAGAAAAUCAAGACAAUCACCUUGACUGAAAAAAGCACAAAUCUGAUUGGAUGAUAAGUAAAUCUUAUAGAAGAGAGCUUUUUUCUUUCUUUCUUUUCUUUUAACUACAUUAGCAGUGUUUUAUUUUGUAUCUCUCACUUGUAGAAAUUGUUCAUAUGUGCCGUUAAUAAAAUGUAAAUGUUUGGAAUACCGGUUGGUCACUAGGUUUAUCAAGUAUUUUAAAUUCUGUUUUUAGAAAAACAAAUCACCAUCGCAGAAAUGUCAUUGUUGUGAUUUUAUCAAGUUCAUUAUUUACAUCACUGUUUCAAAACAUACUUGUUCCCAGUUCUAAAUUCUGAAAAUAUGUUUUAAAAACUAUUAAACUUUGUAGAAAUAUGUCAUUCCAUAGGUAUUAGUCUGAGUUAGGACUUAAGUUAUAGUAAUAAGCAGACUUGCAGUAAAAAAAACUUCCACGAAUAACUACAAUCUGUAAGGAUGGAGUUUAGAGGUGCUCGAAGCAAUAUGAAUUCCUUUAUUGUUAUUUUUGGUGACUUCCUGAAAUAAAGUUAUAAACUGGAUUCAUUGAAAUA